AAUGAAUGUAGAUGACAUAAAAAACAAAUUAAAAGAAUUAAAUAAGAAACAAUAAGAAAGUUUAAAUAAAAGAAAAAGUUUGAUAAAAGAAAUAAAAAGCAUGCCCUUUUAGUAAUUUUUAUUUAAUAUGAUAAUAGAAAGAAUAAUCAUAAAAUUAAGAAAUCUAAGGAUGAAAAUGAAAAGGUAAUUUAUAGAAUACGAAUGUUUUGAAGACUUUUGUAAUCAAUCUUGAGGGUGCAAAGGAGGAACGUGCUGAAAAGUAAAAGUAGCUUGAUCAAAAAGUACCCAUUGCCUAGAAAGAGAAGGAUAGAAGAAUAGUAAAAUUUCUAUUUGGAAACCAUUUAUAAAGAGCAAAAUAAGAUUUAGAAGGAGAAAAAUAAAAAGUAAUUUAUAGUAUCAUAUCAAUUUAGUUGGAUAAACAAAUUGAAAUCAAUAAAAGACUUGAGGAUAAAGACAGACAAGAUAUAAUGGCUUUUAAAGAAGAUUAAGAUGUAUAUUAUAAUAUAUAGAAAAUAGAAAAGAAAGGAAUAAUUGGUGACAGAGAGAAAACAAUUAGAGAGAGAAUUGGCAGCAGAUGAAUUUAGAAGACAAGUAAAUAUUAUAACAAUUAUAUAUAGUAAUUAUUAUUGGAGCUUUAAUUAAAAACUAUGAGAGAGUUUUUUAUCACUAAGUAAAUUAUAUAUCUUAAGAAAUUAUUAGAACAGCUCCAUAUAUAUUAUGGUAACCAGUUAAGACAAAUGAAGGUAUGAAUCCUCUUAAAGAAUAUAGUAAUGAGAGAUUCAAUGUAAGAAAUAUAUUAAAUUUUUGAUUAGGAAAUGGAAAAAGACCUAAAAGAGAGAUUAUAAAGAGCAUAUUAAUAAUUUCUUGAUUUUUAGAGUCAGAAAAUUAAAGAGCAGCCAGUUGAAUAAGAGCAUGAAAGUUCUCAAUCUGAAAGUGAGGAAUCUUAGGAGAAAAUAAAGGAAGAUGGGUAAGAAUGAU
This is a messenger RNA of Paramecium pentaurelia, 978 nucleotides long. NCBI's taxonomy places the organism in Eukaryota, Ciliophora, Oligohymenophorea, Peniculida, Parameciidae. The record is from the annotation of a GenBank genome assembly.